AUCCUCUUUCAAGAUGCUUUCAAACUUGAUGUUGUUCAUUUGUUUCCUAAUUUCGUCCUCUUUUUUCACUGCCCAUUCUUAUAACAACAAAUGCCUUCGUCAUCAGGAGAUCUUGUUGCUUCAACUAAAGCAUGAGUUGAUCUUCAAUUCUUCUCUUUCGACAAAGCUGGUGCGAUGGAAUGAAAGUGAUGUGUGCUGCAAGUGGCACGGUGUGGAAUGUGAUGCUUCUGGCUAUGUCAUUAGUUUGCAGCUUGAUGAUGAGGCCAUUUUCGGCGGAAUUGGGGAUUCGUCGAGUCUCUUCAGAUUUAAAAAUCUGCAGAAGCUUAACCUUGCCGACAAUCACUUAAACUAUACUGUUCCCAUUCCAAGAGGUAUUGACAACCUUACCUAUUUGACACAUUUGAAUUUGUCAUAUGCGGGUUUUGGUGGGCAGGUUCCUUUUGAAAUUUCAUCCCUAACGAGACUAUCUAGUCUCGAUAUCUCCAACAAUCCAGUAUUUCUUGAUUAUUCUAUUUUGGAGAUGCUGGUCCUAAAUCUAACAGAGCUUAGAGAGCUCCAUCUUGAUCGUGUCAUUAUCGCUUCCUUGCAUGAAAGGAAAAGUUGGGUCAAUAUUACAUUAUCACAUUUACCCAACCUCACCUCUUUGAGCUUGGUUAGUUGUGGUCUUUAUGGCCCUUUGCCUAAUUCCUUUUGGCAACUUCGCUCCCUUUCUAUUCUUCGACUAGAUUGGAACGAUCUUUCAGCGGUAUCACUCCAUGACUUGAUCACCAAUUGUCCAAGUCUGACCACCUUGACUCUUAGUUACUGCAAAUUGAAUGGUUCUAUUCCAUCCACCUUUGCUAACCUAACAAAGCUGAUUCAUGUUGAUCUGUCAAAUAACUACUUGACAGGUUCGCUUCCUUCUACAUUCUUUGAAGGUCUUUCCAAUCUCGUUCAUCUCGAUUUGAGGUACAAUUCAUUCUUUGGUAACAUUCCCCGCUCUCUUUUUGCCCUCUCUUCAUUGUUUGAACUUGAUCUUAGAAACAACCGAUUUAGUGGCCCUUUUCAACUCGACAACUUUCAAAGCCUUCCCAAUCUCACAUUGCUCGGUCUAUCUAGCAAUAGCUUGUCAGUAGAUGUUGGAAACGUCAAUUCAAGUUCAUAUGGAUGUCGCCAAUUAAAAGAAUUAUACCUAAAUUCAUGUAACUUGUCCAGUUUUCCUGAUUUUAUCAAACAUUUGGAUCUAGAAAGACUGGAUCUCUCAAACAAUAGUAUUGCAGGGGAAACACCUAGUUGGAUUUGGGGAACACGUCUUUCGGUUUUGGAUAUCUCCUUUAAUCUUCUAACAUAUCUGCAAAAGCCAUAUUAUAUCCCUCCUUCUCUUGAAACCCUAUACUUGCACUCUAACCUUCUUAGGGAUGAGUCGCAUCUGCCAAUUCCAGUUGAAUCUCAACUCAGGUACUUGUUUCUUGCUAAUAACAGUUUAAGUGGAUCAAUUCCAACCUCCAUCUGUAAUGCCACACGACUGGUUGAACUUUACUUGUAUAGUAACAGAUUGAGUGGAUCAAUUCCAACCUGCCUCUGCAAUGCCACACAACUCAGUUAUCUUGACUUAUCUGGAAACAAAUUAAGUGGCAGCAUACCCGCUUGCCUACUUAGAAACCUCACGGAUGUCAAUUUGAGUCGUAACAACAUCAGCGGCAACAUACCCCUUUUCCCACUUGAAAAGAUUAGCUUGCUCGAUCUGAGUCAAAACAACAUCAACGGUAUCAUUCCAGAUAUUUUUCCUACGGAUUGUGAGCUAUUUUAUUUGGAUCUUAACAAUAAUACUUUACAAGGGAAGAUCCCAAAGUCCCUUGAACACUGCAAGCAGUUAUUGUACAUGAAUGUUGGGAACAACAUGAUGAACGACACUUUCCCAUGCAUACUAUCAUCGACCUUGCGUGUUCUUGUUUUGCACUCCAAUAGAUUCCAUGGGGAUUUAAGUUGUCACAAUAGUUGUCCAUAUCUCCAAAUUCUAGAUGUAUCUUCGAAUAAUUUUAGUGGAAGCCUGGAAUCAAUCAACUUCUCUAGUUGGACGACUAUGAUGUUAUCGAGUGAUGAAAAGUUCCGUAUCGACUUUCUGAGCUUUGGAAUGACACUAAUGGUGAAAGGGCAAACUAUGGAUCUUUACAGAAUUUUUGCAGACUUUAGUACCAUUGAUUUGUCUUCCAAUAGUUUCUACGGAAAGUUACCAAAUGCAAUUGGUGAUCUUACCUCACUUCGACAACUUAACUUCUCCCACAAUGCCCUUAAUGGAAGCAUCCCAAAAUCAUUUGGUAGGUUGAGUGAUCUCGAAUCACUCGACCUCUCUUUAAACCAACUAGCAGGGCAGAUCCCGGAGGAGCUUGGAGGGCUCACAUUCCUUUCGAAAUUGAAUCUCUCCUACAAUAAGUUUGUUGGAGCGAUCCCAAAAGGGCGGCAAAUUCAAACAUUCUCAGCUGAUUCAUUUGAAGGAAAUCCAGGGCUAUGUGGUUUCCCUCUCGACAUAAGCUGCAGUAAUAAUACUAAUGUAUCACUGCCAACUGGAUAUGAUGAAAAUGGGGAAGAGAAGAAGGAGAUAGAGUGGGAAUACGUGUGUGCUGCAGUUGGAUAUGUUGUGGGAGUAGGAAGCAUCGUGUGGCUGCUUCUAUUCUGUCGAAGCUUCAGAGAGAAAUACUUUGGGAAAAUAGAAGAGGUUGUUGAAGACAUGUUCAUUGCAAGAGACAUGAGAAGAAGGCGUGCAAGAAGAGCAGCGGCAAGGAAUCAGUCAUGAGACAUUAGUGUUGAAAAUUUUAUCUAUGUUUUCUAAAGACAUUGAAAUAAAUAGUGGUUUAGCUUAGCUUGUGUGGCUCCCUAUGUUUAAUUAUGAUUUAGUUAUCUUAAAGUUUAUGGGUUGUACAGUAUAAUGAAAUUAUGAUUUUAAGUUUCAA
This is a messenger RNA of Salvia hispanica, 2930 nucleotides long. RefSeq names its product receptor-like protein 41. Gene Ontology annotation, molecular function: protein binding. The record is from RefSeq and is a predicted model, not a curated record. Lineage: Eukaryota; Viridiplantae; Streptophyta; Magnoliopsida; Lamiales; Lamiaceae.